Molecule: messenger RNA, 2244 nt
Organism: Daphnia pulex (common water flea)
Lineage: Eukaryota; Metazoa; Arthropoda; Branchiopoda; Diplostraca; Daphniidae
Product: ammonium transporter Rh type A-like
Exons: 9
Coding region: 705-2168 (487 amino acids)
Biological process (GO): ammonium homeostasis; ammonium transmembrane transport
Cellular component (GO): plasma membrane
Molecular function (GO): ammonium channel activity
Source: RefSeq, a predicted model, not a curated record
GCACAUUUGUUUCGUUGUCCCAGACAGACAGUCUGUUGCAAAGUUUGAUCUAACCACAGACGCCAUUAUCGUGUCCGAUUUGGAACAAGUUUGAAGUUUCAAAAUUUAUUAGCCUAUCCGCUCUCCUACACGUCGUGCCGUGUCAUUUGAUGCGAUCAAUAAUCGUGACGCAUUACGUUUGAAAUCUUAAAAAAAACAACAAAAUUCCGGCCGCUCUCCCCAUACUCUUGUAUGGGGCCUUCCACUUUUAGUGUGUAUAUCAUUCAGGUCGACUUUGAUUUAUUUAUUAGCUCAUGCGACACGACGGGUUGCGUAGUAACCGACUUUCAUCGGAAUUUCCCCCAGGUUGCCAGCAUCAAUCGCUUGAAUACGCAUAGAGGUAGGGGUUGGGUGUGGUGCGUGUGUGUGUGUGUGUAACUGUGUGUGUGUGUGUGUGUAUAUAUUGGCUUGAUCUGUCAUCGUGUUACCCACUAUAAAAAGGACUGCCGGACGAGAAACGGUCAACAGCCGCGAUCAGACCGCCAGUCCCGACGCAGUGAAAAGGGCCGCCAUUGAUCGCCGGGGGAUAUAGUACUCGGAUGCUUAAAGCCAUUGAUUGAUUUGAUUUUUAAUUGAUUGCAUUAAGCGACCGUCGCUUGAUUUUUUAAAAAGAAGAGCGUUUUAACAUUUUCAAAUCGACCGCCAAAACAAAACAAAAAACUAAAAUGUCGCUGAAGCAUUUCUUGAUGCACGGGCGCCACAUUCCAUUUUUACUGGGCAUCCAAAUCGCUUUUAUCGUCCUGUUUGGGGUCUUCGUCGAGUACGACAAAGAGGCCCACAGCGGCCGGGCCUUCGACAAGGACGCCAAUGCCACCAAAAACGAGGGCAACAGCCUCGGCCACUACUAUCCAAUGUUCCAGGAUGUCCACGUCAUGAUGUUCAUCGGUUUCGGCUUCCUGAUGACCUUUUUGAAGAAGUACGGCUACAGCGCAGUGGCUGUCAACUUCCUGAUCGCCGCCAUCGUCCUCCAGUGGGCCACUCUCUGCCAAGGCUUUUACCACACUUUCGACGGACAGAAGAUUCACAUCACCAUUACCAGUUUGUUGAACGCUGAUUUCGCUUCGGCCACCGUUUUGAUUUCGUUCGGCGCCGUUAUCGGCGUCACGACGCCGCUCCAGCUGGCCGUCAUGGCCGUUUGUGAGAUCGCCAUUUUCGCUAGCAACGAACAUCUGGGAUUAGAAGUCUUGAGGAUUUCAGAUGUUGGGGCGUCGAUGCUGGUCCACGUCUUUGGCGCCUAUUUUGGCCUGGCCGUCAGUUGCGUUUUGAGGAGGGACGUCUCCUCGGAGAAGGAAGGCGCCACAUACAAUUCCGACAUUUUCGCCAUGAUUGGAACCAUUUUCUUGUGGCUGUUCUGGCCCAGUUUCAACGCUGGAUUAGCCGAAGGCGAUGCCCAGCACCGGGCCGUCAUCAAUACCUAUUACUCGUUGGCCGCCUGUUGCGUCACAGCCUUUGCCAUCUCCGCAUUAGUCAGCAAAGAACACAAAUUCGAUAUGGUUCACAUUCAAAAUUCAACUCUUGCUGGAGGUGUGGCUAUUGGAACGGCGGCCGACAUGAUGAUCAAUCCAUUCGGAGCCAUGAUCGUCGGAAGUAUUGCCGGAACCGUGUCCGUUCUCGGUUAUCGCUACCUAACACCUGUGAUUAACAGAAAGCUUGGCAUUCACGACACUUGCGGCGUCCACAAUUUGCACGGGAUGCCGGGCGUGAUCGCCGGAAUAGUCGGGGCCAUUACGGCCUCUGUUGCCACCCAAGAGGAAUACGGUUACAGUUUGUACCGUCAAUUCUCUGCCCGGGCACCUCUGCCCGGCACCCCCGAAUUAAUUGAAUUGGAGCAUCACGUCGGACACCUUCACCCGGGACUGGGCCGUUCGGCUUCCAUGCAAGGGGGCUACCAAAUAGCCACCCUCUUUGUGACGAUGGCCGUAGCCAUUAGUGGCGGACUAGUCACAGGGCUUAUUUUGCGCUUGCCAAUAUUUGGCAAGGUGCCCAGGGAUCACUUGUUCGACGACGAGUUAUCGUGGGAAGUGCCCGAUUCCGAGCAUCAUCUGCAAAUGGUCAAGACUGCGAAUCACAACACUUCGUCGUCGCCGAUGGUUCAACACGGAAAAGGUGUGGAAGACACCCACAUUUGAAUACCUUCAAAAAUUAAUUCGCCAUCACCCGGUUGUUUACGUUGAGUUUUUAACUUGUAUAUUUGUCACGAGAAAA